Messenger RNA from Rubroshorea leprosula, 743 nucleotides. The record is from the annotation of a GenBank genome assembly. NCBI's taxonomy places the organism in Eukaryota, Viridiplantae, Streptophyta, Magnoliopsida, Malvales, Dipterocarpaceae.
CUAUCUAUAGGAUUUUUGUUCUUCACCAUUUAACCAUUGCAAACAUUCCAUAGGCUUAUUUUAUUACCACUACUAGGGAGCUAGCAAGGAUGGUUGGGAUUUGAAAGCCUAUCUUGUAUCACUUCUCUGAAUCUAUCAUGGGAGCUACAACAAUUUGCUAUUUUAACCAAGAAGAUAGGUUCUUGGAGAAAAGCAUGAACUUGGUUGAUGAUUAUUAUUGGGUAGUCAACCAUAACACUGAUGGAAAGAUUGAACUUGAAAAUCUUCAGUUGAGGUAUACUCCUACCCUCCCUAUGGUUCUCAAAGGCAUAACUUGCACACUCCCAGGAGAAAAGAAAAUUCGAGUUGUUGGCGGACUUGGGAGUGGGAAGUCAACUUUAACCCAAGCUCUCUUUAGAGUGGUGGAACCAUGUGGUGGCCAGAUCCUCAUUGAUGCAGUACAUAUUUGUAGAAUAGGUGUGCAAGAUUUAAGGUUCAAAUUGGCUAUCAUUCUACAAGAUCCAACAUUGUUCCAUGGAAUCGUGAGGACAAAUCUAGAUACUUUACAAGAGCACAUAGAUGAAGAAAUGUGGGAGGAAAAAAAUUAGAACUUUUGGUUUUCUAAAAACAGUUAUUGAUGUAAUUUAACUUAGUUAAUCUGAUAAUCAGGUUCUCAACAAAUGCUGUCUAGUAGACAUGGUGAGGUAGGAUUAGCGGCUUCUUGAUGCUCUGGUAAAUUUCAUAACUAAAAAGUAGACUUCAAA